CCUCCCUUUGCUGGGAUGCACAGAAAAGGAGGGGGUUCCCAGCAGUGGCAAGGCUGCCGCCUGAGCUGUGUUCUCAGACACACACAGCCUUGAUCCUGAGCUGGUCCCAGCUCUGACGUGAGCCCCUCGAGCAGGUUGACAGCAAGCUGGCAAGCUCCGUAGCAGGUGCGAGCAACAUGGCAGAAAAGCUGUCCGAAGAGCAGGUGGCAGAGUUCAAGCAGGCCUUCGACAGAUUCGACAAGGACAAGGACGGCACCAUCAAUGUGCAGGAUCUGGGCACCGUGAUGCAGGAGCUGGGACUGAAGCUGUCAGAGGCUGAGCUGAAGGGGAUCAUCACCCAGCUGGACACAGACAACAACGGCGUCAUCAGCUUCCAGGAGUUCCUGGGAGCCAUGGCUUCAGAGCUUCAGACCUCGGCCACAGAGGAGGGCCUGAAGGAAAUCUUCCGUGCCUUAGACCAAGACAACGAUGGCUACAUCAGCGUGGACGAGCUCAGGCAGGCCACGUCCCAGCUGGAGGAGAAGAUGUCUCAGGAUGAGCUGGAUGCCAUGAUUCGGGAGGCAGACGUGGACCAAGACGGCCGGGUGAACUACAAGGAGUUCGUGCGCAUCCUCACCCAGAACUGAGGCUCCCCACCCCCUGCCUGCUCUGCUGCCCCCUGCCUCCGCCCGACUCUGGUCCCACUGCUGGGUCAAACCCUGCUUCCAUGUGGGGACAGUCGGUGGUAGGCGGGAGGGGCUUCCCCGCGGCCUGGGGUCUGAUCUGUCCAGCCAGACAGAGAGUGCUUGAGAGACGGGGGUGCGCCCUACCUUGCAGAGCUGUUGUGAGGAGACCCAAAGUGAUGCGCCGGUUGGAAUAAAGGGAUGUGAGCUCCAA
Odocoileus virginianus texanus is the source of this 876-nucleotide messenger RNA. Its product is annotated as calmodulin-like. Gene Ontology annotation, molecular function: enzyme regulator activity; calcium ion binding. NCBI's taxonomy places the organism in Eukaryota, Metazoa, Chordata, Mammalia, Artiodactyla, Cervidae. The record is from RefSeq and is a predicted model, not a curated record.